AUGGAUCAAUCCCUAUCGGUGCCGUCCGAGGUGCGGGUGACGCGCCCCACCCUCACUGUGCCCCGCCGCUCCCACCUGUACGACUACUGCCCCGAGGAACGCCCAGGUCUGCGGAAGAGGCUACAGAAGCGGGUGCAGGCGUGUGGCAGGUGCUCCCGUCUGCCCAUCCUCGACUGGCUCUUCAAGUACAAUCCCCGCCAGGCCUUCCUUGGGGACCUCAUCGCCGGCCUCACCGUCGGCGUGAUGAGCACCCCGCAAGGGAUGGGCUACGCCUUAAUGGCCGACCUGCCCCCCAUUAUGGGCAUCUACGCCAGCAUCUUCUCCUCGCUGAUCUACAUGUUCCUGGGCACGUCAAGCCACGUCUCCCUCGGGCUGUCGGCGUCCCUGUGCAUGCUGACUGGGAAGGUGGUGGCGGACCUGGCCACCCUCGACGCUCCGCCCACAGCCAACGCCACGGACUUCUACUCCACCUCCACCGCACCGCAGAGCCCCGGGGACUUCACUACUUAUCACUUCAGCGACUACGCCGACUUCAACACCACCGCCGACCCGACCUACAGCCCCAUCCAGGUGGCUUCAGCGCUGGUCAUCAUCGUUGGGGUGUGGCAGGUGAUGAUGGGCGUGUUCCAGCUCGGGGAGGUGUCCACUAUCCUGCUCUCAGAAAUGGUCAUCUCGGGCUUCACCACCGGCGUCGCUUUCCAUGUCCUCACCUCUCAGGCCAAGAACUUGCUGGGCAUCGCUGUGCCACGCUACUCCGGCCCCUUCAAGGCCUUCUUCACAUACCGAGACCUGUUCAAGAAUCUGUUAAACGCCAACCCGGCGGCGGUGGUGGUGUCGGCGAUCUGCAUGGUGGUGCUGGUUGUCAACAACGAGGUGAUCAAGCCCAAGAUGCGGAAGGUGAGCCGCAUCCCUCUGCCCAUCGAGCUGCUGGUGGUGGGCGUGGGCACGCUGGCCAGCUACCUGCUCAACAUGAAGGACAACAAUAACAUUGCGGUCAUCGGCCACGUGCCCAAAGGGUUCCCCAAGCCGUCCAUGCCCCUCCUCGAGCUGGCCCCAAGCAUGCUUCUGGACACCUUCCUCGUCGCGGUGAUCGGCUACACGUUGGCUAUUUCCAUGACAAAGAUCAUCGCCAAGAAAAAAGGCUACACGAUCGACCCCACCCAGGAGAUGUACGCCCAGGGCUUCAUCAACUUGUUCGGGUCGUUCUUCUCCUGCGCACCCAUGUCCGUGUUGCUGUCAAGGUCGAUGGUUCAGGAGGCGGCGGGCGGCGUCACCAACAUCACCUGCUUCUUCACCAGCGGCCUCCUGAUCGCAGUGCUCUACUCCAUUGGGCAACUCUUUGAGUCGCUCCCCAUCUGUGUGCUGUCCUGCAUCAUCUUGGUGGCGCUCAAGGGAAUAUUCCUGCAAGUGCACGACCUGUUCAGACUGUGGUUGUCCUCUCGCCCGGACGCCGUCAUCUGGCUGGUGAGCUGCCUCAUGUCCAUGGUGGUGGACCUGGACUACGGGCUGCUGGCGGGCGUGGUCACCUCCCUGAUGGUGCUGCUGCUUCGCGCCCAACGGCCGCCCACUGCAAGCCUCGGACACGUGCCCUCAACCGACCUCUACCUUGACCUGGACAGGUACCACAAGGCGGUGGCGGUGCCCGGCGUAAAGAUCUUCCAGUUCGGCGGGCCACUCCACUUCGGCAACGCCCCUUACUUCCGCUCCAGCCUCUUCUCCACAACGGGCCUUGACCUCGACGCCCUCAAGGCUACUAACACUUCCUCCCCCAAGAUGGAGGAGCCGCCUACUGACGCUUCCCUGUACAAGGUGCUUCUCUUCCCAUCCAGACGAGACUGA
This is a messenger RNA of Eriocheir sinensis (Chinese mitten crab), 1839 nucleotides long. RefSeq names its product sulfate transporter-like. The record is from RefSeq and is a predicted model, not a curated record. Gene Ontology annotation, biological process: transmembrane transport. Gene Ontology annotation, molecular function: bicarbonate transmembrane transporter activity; sulfate transmembrane transporter activity; chloride transmembrane transporter activity. NCBI's taxonomy places the organism in Eukaryota, Metazoa, Arthropoda, Malacostraca, Decapoda, Varunidae. The transcript is spliced from 11 exons. Bases 1 to 1839 code for a protein of 612 amino acids. Gene Ontology annotation, cellular component: membrane.